Molecule: messenger RNA, 805 nt
Organism: Cynara cardunculus var. scolymus (artichoke)
Lineage: Eukaryota; Viridiplantae; Streptophyta; Magnoliopsida; Asterales; Asteraceae
Exons: 3
Coding region: 150-698 (182 amino acids)
Source: RefSeq, a predicted model, not a curated record
GAAAAACAAGAUCUUUUAAGGGGAAAUCCUGUGGACCAACGAAUUCGAAGUGCCAUCUACCAAAAACACAGCAAAUCAGUGAUUUUAAUCAAUGAAAGAUCUGUUAACUCAUAAUUUUUGCUGAAUUUCGUUUGCAGGUGAUAACAGACAUGCCUAUGCAAACAUUAUCUAUCUGCAAUUCACACCCACCCAUUCAUGGCAGAUCUUUAAACCAAAAUCUUCCAUGGAACCCAUCUCUUGUUACCUUAUCCGGGUUCCCAAAAUCCCUAAAAACUUACUCAAUUUUCACCCUUAGAAACCAUCCCAAGAUGAAUAAUAGCAGGUUAACUGUAUUUGCUGUUAAAGGAGAAGAAGAACAAUCGACUCCUUCAUGGGCCAAACCCGACUCCGAAGAACCUCCUCCAUGGGCCCGUAAUGAAACCCAGCAAGCAUCAUCUUCAUCUAAUUCGGAGCUCCCAUUUUUUGUCUACUUGCUUGCUUCUGCUAUCACCGCCAUUGCUGCUAUUGGAUCCGUUUUUGAGUAUGUGAAUCAAAAGCCAGUUUUCGGAGUGUUGAAUUCGGAUAGCAUAUUUUAUGCACCAGUUCUUGGAUUCUUUGCAUUUACUGGUCUUCCAACUGCUGCAUUCCUUUGGUUCAAAUCUGUUGAAGUUGCGAAUAAGGAGGCAGAGGAGCAAGACAGAAGAGAUGGUUAUCGUUAGGUCAAUUGUUCAUAUCGUUUCUCAAUUGUUGGCCAUACAUUUAUUUGAUAUGGAUUCUUGGUUCUUGAUUUUUAUUAAUGAAAAAGGUCGGUUUUUUGAUGUGGAAA